GCUGCAUUAUCCAAGGUUGUGGCUGCAGCUUACCUAGAUGCUGUUGCCUCAUUAAGCGCUUCACAGCAUCCGAAUACUGGAACACCAGUCACUGGCUCUGGUAAUGUGGCUUCAACUGUCACUGGUUUGAGUGGUUUGUCGGGUUUAUCCGAGCAACAACUGGAGGCUGUUGCUGCUUUGGCUAGUCUUUAUCAAUCCAGUCACUCUGGUUCUUUUGGAUUUGCCAACAUAACUAGCAGUGGAAGUGGUAACGGAAGUGGUAUUAUGCCGGUUUACUCAGUAGCUCAGCCUUCUACUUCUCUUCACACAGGACACAAUGUCACUGGACUUUCUACUUGUCCACAUACAGACAACACUGGUUUACCUACUAUUACCACAGCUACCAAUGCAAAUGUCAACCUUUCUGCUCAACAGCAGCAGCAUAUUGCUAUUUUAUCGAAAUAUUUUAAUUUAACUAGCCAGAGUCUCGUCUCUGCUGCGAAUAACUCUGUGCAGCCUAUUCCAACGUCCUCUGGCUUAAUUAGGCUCCCGGCACCCGGCUCUGCUGUUGCAAGCGCUAUUCAUGGUACAAGUACUACCUUACCAAGUAGUGUAUACGGACUUCCGGCGGCUGCCCUCAGCUCAGCCUCACCAACUCAACUCCUGCGUUUGGGCUCACAAGCCAGCAACACUGCUUCUGUUUCAAUCAUUUCAUCAGUCCCAUUUACUUCUAUUCCUACUUCUCAUCUCUGCUCCAACAGUGGCAACCUAAGUGGGGCUCUCGUGUCUUCUCCUUCCGUGACAUGCCUAGUUCCGAUUUCACAAAACCCCGCAUCACUGGUCAAUUCUCUCUCAGCUGCCGCUGCAAUACCGGCUUCUGUGGUGCCCUCUACUACAAUUUCCUGUUCCAAUGUCACCUUUUCUUUUCCAGCCUCUUUGUCUACAGUCACAUAUCCAUCAGGGCUAGCAUCAAUAGCUGGAACUUCCUCUCUUGCAUCUGGGGGAACAACAUCUACAACUGCGAUGACUACUCAUCCUAUAACUGUCCUUCCUUCUCCCACAGCAUCUUCUCUGUUGCCACCAGCACCAACCAGUUAUAGAGGCAGUAUUACCACCGGCCAGUCGGCACAGCAAAUACAGCUCCAGGCAGCUCAACAAGCGCAGCAACAGCAAAUCUCUCGUUAUUGA
Messenger RNA from Protopolystoma xenopodis, 1167 nucleotides. The record is from the annotation of a GenBank genome assembly. Lineage: Eukaryota; Metazoa; Platyhelminthes; Monogenea; Polystomatidea; Polystomatidae.